CGCCACCGGAGGAGGCGGAGAGAAGGGGCUGCAACCCUGGGGAAGGGCGGCCGAGCGCGGCUGGGUGAAAAGCCGCAGCCAUGGCUGCCACAUCUGUACUGGCCUCGAAGCAGGCCGAAGAGAUGGUGGGGGGCAUCCUGACGGAGGUGGUGUGUACAGCCUUCGAGAACACGAUCCUCGUGGUGGUGACGCAGUACGGGAAGAUGGGGACCCUUGUCUCGGUGGAGCCCACUGCGGGGCCGGACAGCAUCAGCUCCCCCUUACUUACGACAAAAGUACUGCUGGGUAAAGAUGAGCCCCUUAUUCACAUCUGCGCAAAACAUCUGGGGGCGGCCGUGUCCCAAGAAGCUGGGAACAAGCCCGUGCUCCUGGCCAUGGCCUUGAAGGACAAAAGCCUCGCGGGGAUCCGAGCUUUGCAAGAGCUGAUCUGCCAGUGCCGGGUGUGGUGAAUUCAGGGUUCCCCCACUGAAGACACGACCCCGUUUGCGUUUGUCGUCUCCCUCUGCCUGAAGCGGACUUUGGCUCUUUUGCCUAGACUUCAUUUUUGGAUGUGAACUGUAUGGCUUUGCCACGUAGACACACUUUCUAAAAAGCAUCUUCCUUUUUAUCAUCAUUUUGAGCAUGGAAAAAAUAGGGGGCUGUCCAGAUGCGAAUCAUUUGGGAAGAAUUCACACAUAACAGGACUGAGUUUCUUAUGGGAAUCCGUGACUUUCCAAACUGUCUGUAUGGUAACCCAGUAAACAGCCUCACAAAAUCUCAA
This is a messenger RNA of Varanus komodoensis (Komodo dragon), 760 nucleotides long. RefSeq names its product proteasome assembly chaperone 3 (gene PSMG3). The record is from RefSeq and is a predicted model, not a curated record. The transcript has 3 exons. Lineage: Eukaryota; Metazoa; Chordata; Lepidosauria; Squamata; Varanidae. Bases 81 to 449 code for a protein of 122 amino acids. Gene Ontology annotation, biological process: proteasome assembly.